Eptesicus fuscus (big brown bat) is the source of this 1355-nucleotide messenger RNA. RefSeq names its product carbonic anhydrase 14 (gene CA14). Gene Ontology annotation, cellular component: plasma membrane. Gene Ontology annotation, molecular function: carbonate dehydratase activity; zinc ion binding. Lineage: Eukaryota; Metazoa; Chordata; Mammalia; Chiroptera; Vespertilionidae. The transcript has 11 exons. Bases 32 to 1039 code for a protein of 335 amino acids. The record is from RefSeq and is a predicted model, not a curated record.
AGUACCUUGUGCUCCUUCCGAGGAUACCAUCAUGUUCUUCACGCUCCUGCUACAGGUGAUUUGGAUCCUGGCUGCUCUCGGGGAUGAACACUGGACAUAUGAGGGCCCACAUGGUCAAGACCACUGGCCAGCCUCCUUCCCUGAGUGUGGAGGCAAUGCCCAGUCCCCCGUCAAUAUCCAGACAAGCAGUGUGACUUUUGACUCCAAGUUGCCCGCUCUGCGGCCUCACGGAUAUGACCAGCCUGGCACCAAGCCUCUGGAGCUGCACAAUAAUGGCCACACAGUGCAGCUCUCUCUGCCCCCUACCCUGUACCUGGAGGGCCUUCCCGGGAAAUAUGUCGCUGUCCAGCUCCACCUGCACUGGGGUCAGAAAGGAUCCCUGAUGGGGUCAGAGCACCAGAUCAACAGCAAAGCCACAGCUGCAGAGCUCCACGUUGUGCAUUACGAUUCGGAUUCCUAUAACAGCUUCAGUGAGGCUGCUAAGAGCCCCGAGGGCCUGGCUGUCUUGGGCAUCCUCAUUGAGGAGGGCGAGACUGAGAAUCCAGCCUAUGAGCACAUUCUGAGUCACUUGCAUGAAAUCAGGUAUAAAGGUCAGAUGACCGCAGUGCCUCCCUUCAGCGUGAAAGAGCUGCUCCCCCCAGUGCUGGCACAGUACUUCCGCUACAAUGGCUCGCUCACCACACCCCCCUGCCACCAGAGUGUGCUCUGGACAGUCUUCAGUCAAAAGGUCCAGAUUUCAAAGGGACAGCUGGAAAAGCUUCAGGAGACACUAUUCUCUACAGAGAAGGAGCCCUCUCAGCUCCUGGUGCAGAACUACCGAGUCCUCCAACCUCUCAACCAGCGAACAGUCCUUGCUUCUUUCAACCAAGACGAAUCCUCGUAUACCACAGGUGAAAUGCUGAGCCUAGGAGUGGGAAUCUUGAUUGGCAGCGCCUGCCUUCUGCUGGUUGUUUAUUUCAUCGCUAAGAGAAUUCAGAAGAAGAAGUUGAGAAACGAGAAGAGUGUGGGAUUCACCUCAGCACAAGCCACCAUGGAAUAGACUCCAUCUCGAACAUCAUGGACGCCCAAAUCAGACCUGUCAGGGAGCUUCUAGAAUGGGGGAUAGGGACUGGCCAGAAAUACAAACCCCUCCUUCCUCCAGACAGUCAUGGACUGGCUCUCAGUCAAGAAAGAACUUCAGUCUCUCAAAACAUAUAAGAGAUGUGGCGGCCCCUACAUUGAUAAUGCAGAGGGCAAACUGUGUUUGGUUGUAGGGGAAGUUGGAAAUGUGUCCCAAAGUCCCCCCAGCCCCUCUCCUUUAUGGCUCUUUCCCUAGAUCUGGGCAGGAUAUCCCCUCAGGGAAAAGGGUUGCUGUU